AUGGCCGCUCGUCAUUCUCGUAACUUCUUGCGACCGCUGCUCUACACCUCAGCGGCUGCUGCUGCCGGAGCAGGUGUCCUUUACAUCUCAUACCGUCCUCGUAAUAUUCCUGGUCUCGAAGCCCCCGCCGUGCCUCCGCCUGGAUACCAUGAAGGCAAGCUGGUACCACCUAGCUUCCCCACAAUCAAGUCUCGUCUAGAGCAGAUACAGGAUUUGAAGAAGAGCCAGGAUGAAGAACCUUAUGACCUGUUGGUGAUCGGAGCUGGUGCUACCGGCUCCGGUAUUGCCCUCGAUGCUGCGACGCGUGGAUUGAAGGUCGCAGUGGUCGAGAGAGAUGACUUCAGCGCUGGAACCAGCAGUAAGAGUACCAAGCUGGUGCACGGUGGUGUGCGCUACUUGGAAAAGGCUGUGUGGGAAUUGGAUUAUAAUCAAUAUGCUUUGGUGCGAGAGGCUCUCCGUGAGAGAAAGUACUUCCUGAACACAGCUCCACACCUCUCUCAAUGGCUACCUAUCAUGGUACCCUUGCAGAAAUGGUGGCAGGCUCCCUAUUUCUGGGCGGGCUGCAAAGCGUAUGACUUGCUGGCUGGUUCAGAGGGCAUUGAGAGCUCUUAUUUCUUGACCAAAAGUAAGGCUAUUGAUGCCUUCCCCAUGCUAAAACGCGAAAACGUCGUCGGUGCCAUGGUUUACUAUGAUGGCGCCCACAACGAUUCUCGCAUGAACGUUUCCCUCGGCAUGACCGCGGCCCUCUACGGUAGCACUGUUGUGAAUCAUAUGGAAGUGACUGGCCUGACCAAGGAUGCCUCCGGUAAACUUAAUGGCGCUGUUCUGAAGGACAUCAUUCCUGGCAAGGACGGCCAAGAGACCCAGGAGUUUACUAUUCGGGCCAAGGGUAUCAUCAAUGCCACAGGUCCCUUCACUGAUUCCAUCCGCAAGAUGGAUGAGCCCACCACCCAAGAGAUCGUGGCCCCAAGUUCAGGUGUCCACAUUAUUCUUCCGGGAUACUAUAGUCCGUCUAACAUGGGUCUGAUUGACCCGUCAACUUCGGAUGGUCGCGUCAUCUUCUUCCUGCCAUGGCAGGGCAACACCAUCGCUGGUACCACCGAUGCCCCAACUGAAAUCACCGCUCAGCCCGAACCCUCUGAAGAAGACAUCAAAUGGAUUCUUAGUGAGAUUCGUGGAUAUUUGGCCCCCGAUAUUAAUGUUGAGCGAAGCGAUGUCCUGGCUGCUUGGUCGGGUAUCCGUCCUCUUGUGCGCGACCCCAAGAAGACCAGCUCGCAGGCUCUAGUUCGCAACCAUCUCAUUUCCGUUUCUGCUUCUGGAUUGUUGACUUGUGCCGGUGGUAAAUGGACUACAUAUCGUCAAAUGGCCGAGGAGGCUGUCGAUGAGGCUAUCAGCGCGUUCAAGCUGAAGACAAAUGAGGUGAAAUCGGCCCCUGAUAUCAGUGGUGUAGGUGGCAGCGGCUUGGUGGCUGAUGGUGCAGUUCUGGAUGGUACCUGUCAGACCCACCAGGUACGCCUGAUUGGUGCCCACGGUUACUCCAAGACCUUGUUUAUCAACUUGAUCCAGCAUUUCGGACUCGAGACUGAUGUUGCCAAGCAUCUGACUGAGUCAUAUGGUGAUCGUGCUUGGCAGGUGGCUGCUCUGUCAUCUCCCACUGGUGCCCGCUACCCUCUCCGCGGCCAGCGUAUCUCUCCCCUGUACCCCUUUGUUGACGGUGAAGUUCGCUAUGCGGUACGUCAUGAGUAUGCGCAAACCGCUGUUGAUGUGAUUGCCCGCCGCACCCGUCUGGCUUUCCUCAACGCUGAGGCUGCUUUGGAGGCUCUUCCCACCGUUAUUGACCUGAUGGCGGAGGAGUUGAACUGGAACACCAAGCGAAAGGACCUUGAGUUCAAGGAUUCACUCUCCUACCUCAAGUCAAUGGGUCUGCCCACCAACUUUGCUGGCCUAACCCGCCAUGAUGUUGUGCAGGGUAGAGUCAAGGACCUUGACGUUGCCCAACACAAGUCUUCUGCUCGUUCUGAUCCCCCAGCCGAUGUUCUCCAAAGUGAUGCCCCCACUCCUUCGAUCUCAUAG
Penicillium taxi is the source of this 2073-nucleotide messenger RNA. Its product is annotated as glycerol-3-phosphate dehydrogenase GUT2. Gene Ontology annotation, biological process: glycerol-3-phosphate metabolic process. Gene Ontology annotation, molecular function: glycerol-3-phosphate dehydrogenase (quinone) activity. NCBI's taxonomy places the organism in Eukaryota, Fungi, Ascomycota, Eurotiomycetes, Eurotiales, Aspergillaceae. The transcript has 4 exons. The record is from RefSeq and is a predicted model, not a curated record. Gene Ontology annotation, cellular component: glycerol-3-phosphate dehydrogenase (FAD) complex; mitochondrion. The coding region runs from base 1 to 2073 and encodes 690 amino acids.